Harpegnathos saltator (Jerdon's jumping ant) is the source of this 1128-nucleotide messenger RNA. RefSeq lists its product as uncharacterized. The coding region runs from base 1 to 1128 and encodes 375 amino acids. The record is from RefSeq and is a predicted model, not a curated record. The transcript has a single exon. NCBI's taxonomy places the organism in Eukaryota, Metazoa, Arthropoda, Insecta, Hymenoptera, Formicidae.
AUGUAUCGACAAAUUCAGCUCGAUCCUCGCGAUUUCGACUAUCAGAGGAUCUUGUGGCACCCGGCGCCGGAUGACGAGCCGCGCGAAUAUCACCUAAUGACCGUCACUUACGGCAUGUCCUGUGCUCCGUUUCUCGCGUUGCGAGUCCUUCAGCAAUUGAGGAGUGAUGACGGAACCGACUUCCCUCUCGCCGCUCCGCUCUUGAAAAAUAACAUCUAUGUCGACGAUGUACUAUUCGGGAGCGACAUCGGGCAGACGAUCGAAGUCCGGAAUCAGCUCACAGCGUUGCUACGACGAGGCGGAUUCGAGCUUCGUAAAUGGUCCGGGAACUCAGCCGCGCUUCUCACAGAUCUCGAUGAGGCGAAUCAUGGACUCGCGUGCAAAAGAUCACUCGCGACCGAUGAGCGCGUAAAGAUUCUCGGGAUCAAUUGGACGCCCGCGGGCGACAACUUUCAAGUUAGCGUGUCGUUGCCAGCCUGCGUCCCCGAGAGCAAGCGCUCCAUUCUAUCGACUAUCGCCAAACUGUACGAUCCACUCGGAUGGGUCACUCCGAUCACGAUCAGCGCCAAAAUCUUUAUGCAGCAAUUGUGGCGACGGAAACUCGAAUGGGACGACCCGAUUCCCGAAAUGCUGGGGUCGCGCUGGCGGGCGAUAUUCUCGAAUCUAUUCUCCUUGGAUGGACUACGCAUUCCGCGAUGGACCGGUUUCGGGCGCGAUAUUCGACACACGGAGCUGCAUGGAUUCGCGGACGCGUCUAACUCCGCGUAUUCUGCCGUUGUUUAUUUGCGACUAACAACACACUCAGAUCAAGUAAUCAUCACGUUGCUCACCGGCAAAUCACGCGUCGCUCCACUGCAGCCAAUGAGCAUCCCGCGUCUCGAACUUUCGGCUGCCGUGCUCCUCUCGCGUCUCGUCGAUUUUGUGCGGUCUACGGGAGAUUACGACAAUGCAACAUGCUGCUGUUGGUCUGAUUCGACGGCCGUGUUGUCGUGGCUGGCGGCGCACCCAUCACGAUGGAAGGCCUUCGUCGCGAAUCGGGUGGCGGAGGUGCACGCGCGUCUCCCGCGCGUUCAAUGGCGGCAUGUUCCGACGGCCGACAAUCCCGCUGAUUGCGCGUCGCGCGGGUAA